GAUAGUAGAUAGUCUCGGACGCGGUAUAUUGCUUGCACGUUUUUGUCGUCGAAUUUGCUUUGACAAAUUACAGUCCUCUUAUUACGGAUUGCACGUCAUUAAAUUAUGAUCUGCAGCGAUUCAUUAUCUAGCACAACAGACGUUUAAUUGUCGUUCCGUAGUAUUUCGUCCACUAUAAACGUGAUAAACAUCUAAAACGAAUCGCGUUUGUUGUUUCUCGUUAGUUUCACAUUAGGUCUCCAUCGCCUACUAAUUUAUACCGAAGAUUAUAGCGGCGCUUACGAUGGUGUUACAGUACACGAGCACAGCCGUUGACCCACCUGUUAUGCUGCUGAGAGGCGUAGACAGCUAUGAAAAUGAUGAACUUAUUGAAAAUAUGUUACCUGAAGAUGUGUGGUUUCAUGUUGAUAGCCUCUCAUCAGCACAUGUGUAUUUAAGGUUAAAAGAGGGCCAAACUAUUGAUGAUAUACCAAAACAAUUAUUAGAAGACGCAUGUCAAUUGGUUAAAGCAAACAGUAUUCAAGGAUGCAAAUUAGCUGAAGUAAAAGUUGUUUAUACAAUGUGGUCAAAUCUCAAAAAAUUACCAGGCAUGAAACCUGGUGAAGUGUCAUUUGUUAAUCCUAGUAGUGUAAAAAAGGUUAAUGUGAAAAAAGAGAAGGCUAUUGUUAAUAGAUUACAAAAGACCGAAAAAACUAUAGUAAUUGAUUAUGAAAGUGAGAGAGCUGAUAGGGAUCGAAGAGAAGCUGAGAAGAAGAAAGCAGAAAGAAAAAUUAAUUUAGAAAAGAAAAAGGAAGAAGAACGUAGAAAUCGCGAAGCCGCUGAACUAAAGUCUUACUCAUCUCUUAUGAAAACGGAAAAUAUGACAGCCAACACUGAUUAUUCUGGCUACGAUUCAGACAGUUUUAUGUAAACAUUAAAAAAAAACAAAUAUAUGUAUACAAAUUCAGCGAGCUUAUCAUUAUUAUAUUAUUGUUAUUGGUAGUAACUUGUUUACACUUAAAUUCUUAACUAUAGAAAUAUUGAUACCUUUUUAUUGUCUGAUCAAUGUAUUUUUAUAAAAAUUAAAGAGUGUAUUUUGGUUGUAAUAAAAAGUUUUGAUGUAUAA
This is a messenger RNA of Melanaphis sacchari, 1105 nucleotides long. RefSeq names its product coiled-coil domain-containing protein 25. The transcript is spliced from 6 exons. Bases 284 to 910 code for a protein of 208 amino acids. NCBI's taxonomy places the organism in Eukaryota, Metazoa, Arthropoda, Insecta, Hemiptera, Aphididae. The record is from RefSeq and is a predicted model, not a curated record.